AUGGCGGUUGCUGCCUUGGACCAGCUGCGGUCUCUCUUUUCUGGUACCACUGGCAGUAUAGUAACACCCAUCAACAAGAACAACAACAACAACAACAAGAAUGAAUUUGCCGACAGGUACCAAGCUGCCGUUACCCCCCCUGGUCGCACACUUGCUGGACCCCUGCAGCUGGAACAGGCACUAAGUUCGCCGUCCGCACCACCGGCUACAAUUCAAACAUACGGUUCAGUACUCAAGUCCAAGGAACUAUUGGCCGAUCAGAACAUAGCACAACCUAUGUCAGGAAAUACCCGAAACAAAAUAUAUACCUGGCUAGAGGAGCAGGGGUUGUCGGCUACUGGGAGUAGAGAGCCUCAGGUGGAGACUAGGUGGAUUUCUUUCGGAGACGAUGGCAGCCUCAUCAACGCCAACUCGAAGGGGAGUUCCGACCUUCAUUGCGCCCUUGAGAGCUCCGGCUCCGACUUCGACCACUGCGGCAGUUCACCAGGCCAUGGAAGAGGAUCCCAAGAUUGCGCUGUUUGCCAACUUCAACAACGGAUUUGUCGCGGUGGUCAUGUUCUACGGGACCACCCAGCCGAGCCACCGAAGGCCUUUGAGCCGUUUCACAACCUCAGAAGCCUGGUGACUACGGUGCUGCCAUCCACUAACGGCACGCUGCUGUCAUUUGCCCAAGCGUCCCAGAAGAGGGAGCUUUAUGAGCAAGUGUAUAAGACGUGGCUCGAAGUCUGCAAGACCCUCCCGACUGGUGCUGCCCUGCAUUACACUAUUCAUCCAAUUGGUACGGCUGAUAUUCAGGCUGUGUCCCAGAGUGCUGCAAGCUUUCUUCAAUUCCCCAUUGUUCCUAAGAUCAGGCACAGGACUAACGGAUAUCCCGCAAUCAAUAGGGUAGGUUUCGCCUAUGAGUGGCCCAAAGACGGUAGUGACGAUGCCGCGGCGCAAAAGGCCGUAGAUACCAUAUCCAAAACAGUGCAGUCUCUAGCUAAGACUAAAGGUACCCUCUUGGACUUCAAGUACAUGACCUUUGACACUUGCUCUCAGAAGGUCCUUGGCAGCUAUGGAGCCGAGAAUAUCAAGCUGAUGCAGGAGGUGGCGGCCAAGUACGACCCGGAGGGCGUCUUUCAGAAGCUGCAGAAUGGCGGGUUCCUUUUACGCGACAAUAUCUAA
Messenger RNA from Aspergillus niger, 1164 nucleotides. RefSeq lists its product as uncharacterized. Lineage: Eukaryota; Fungi; Ascomycota; Eurotiomycetes; Eurotiales; Aspergillaceae. The transcript is spliced from 7 exons. The record is from RefSeq and is a predicted model, not a curated record. Bases 1 to 1164 code for a protein of 387 amino acids.